Tyto alba (common barn owl) is the source of this 5791-nucleotide messenger RNA. RefSeq names its product kinesin family member 3C (gene KIF3C). The coding region runs from base 53 to 2305 and encodes 750 amino acids. The transcript is spliced from 8 exons. Gene Ontology annotation, molecular function: microtubule motor activity; microtubule binding; ATP binding. Lineage: Eukaryota; Metazoa; Chordata; Aves; Strigiformes; Tytonidae. The record is from RefSeq and is a predicted model, not a curated record. Gene Ontology annotation, biological process: microtubule-based movement.
CGCCCAUCCCCGGCUGCUCCCCGGUGCGGCCCCGCCCGCCGCCGCCGCCGCCAUGGCCGGCAGGUCCCGCAGCGGCGGCGAGGCGCUGCGGGUGGUGGCCCGGUGCCGGCCCAUGAGCAGGAGGGAGGAGGCGGCCGGGUGCGAGCGGGUCCUGGAGCUCGACGUGAAGCUGGGCCAGGUGAGCAUCCGCAACCCCCGCGCCGCCCCCGGCGAGCCCCCCAAGACCUUCACCUUCGACGCCGUCUACGACGCCAGCUCCAGGCAGGCGGACCUCUACGACGAGACGGUGCGGCCGCUGAUCGACGCCGUGCUGCAGGGCUUCAACGGCACCGUCUUCGCCUACGGCCAGACCGGCACCGGCAAGACCUACACCAUGCAGGGCGCCUGGGCGGAGCCGGAGAAGCGGGGCAUCAUCCCCAUCUCCUUCGAGCACAUCUUCACCCACAUCUCCCGCUCGCAGAACCAGCAGUACCUGGUGAGGGCCUCGUACCUGGAGAUCUACCAGGAGGAGAUCAGGGACCUCCUCGCCAAGGACCAGAGCAAGAAGCUGGAGCUGAAGGAGAACCCCGAGACCGGGGUCUACAUCAAGGACCUCUCCUCCUUCGUGACCAAGAACGUCAAGGAGAUCGAGCACGUGAUGAACCUGGGGAGCCAGACGCGGUCGGUGGGCAGCACCAACAUGAACGAGCGCAGCUCCCGCUCCCACGCCAUCUUCCUCAUCACCAUCGAGUGCAGCGAGACGGGCCCGGACGGCGAGGAGCACAUCCGCGUCGGCAAGCUCAACCUGGUGGACCUGGCCGGCAGCGAGCGCCAGAGCAAAAUGGGGGCCCACGGGGAGCGCCCCAAGGAAGCGUCCAAGAUCAACCUCUCCCUCUCCGCCUUGGGCAACGUCAUCUCCGCCCUCGUAGACGGCAAGAGCACCCACAUCCCCUACCGGGACUCCAAGCUGACCCGCCUGCUGCAGGACUCCCUCGGGGGCAACGCCAAGACAAUCAUGGUGGCCACCUUGGGCCCGGCCUCUCACAGCUACGACGAGAGCCUCUCCACCCUCAGGUUCGCCAACAGGGCCAAGAACAUCAAGAACAAGCCCCGGGUGAACGAGGACCCCAAGGACACCUUGCUGCGGGAGUUUCAGGAGGAGAUCGUCCGGCUGAAAGCCCAGCUGGAGAAACGCGGCAUGCUGGGGAAGAAGAGGAGAAGAAGCAGCCGGAGGAAGAAAGCGGUGGAUGGAGAAAGCGCCACGGAGAACGAAGGGGAGGACGACCACGAGGACAGCCUGGAGAAGAACAUGGAGAAUUACUUGAAGGAGCAGAAGGAGAGGCUGGAAGAGGAGAAGGCUGCCAUCCAGGAUGACCACAGCCUGGUGAGCGAGGAAAAGCAGAAGCUGCUGCAGGAGAAGGAGAAGAUGAUAGAGGAUCUGCGGAAGGAGCAGGAGGCCACGGAGCUGCUGGCCACCAAGUACAAGGCGAUGGAGAGCAAGCUGCUCAUCGGCGGCAGGACCAUCGUGGACCACACCAACGAGCAGCAGAAGAUGCUGGAGCUGAAGCGGCAGGAGAUCGCGGAGCAGAAACGCCGGGAGCGGGAGAUGCAGCAGGAGAUGCUGCUGCGGGACGAGGAGACCAUGGAGCUGCGGGAGACCUACAGCUCCCUGCAGCAGGAGGUGGAGAUCAAAACCAAGAAGCUGAAGAAGCUCUACGCCAAGCUGCAGGCGGUCAAGGCCGAGAUCCAGGACCAGCACGACGAGUACAUCCGCGUGCGGCAGGACCUGGAGGAGGCGCAGAACGAGCAGACGCGGGAGCUGAAGCUCAAGUACUUGAUCAUUGAGAACUUCAUCCCACCAGAAGAAAAGAACAAGAUCAUGAACCGCCUGUACUUCGACGGUGAGGAGGACCAGUGGAAGUUCCAGCCGCUGGUGCCCACUGGAGGAAACAGCAACCAAAUGAAGAAGCGGCCUACCUCUGCGGUGGGGUACAAGAGACCCAUCAGCCAAUACGCCCGCGUGGCCAUGGCCAUGGGAUCUCAUCCUCGGUACCGGGCUGAGAACAUCAUGUUCUUGGAGCUGGACCUCUCCCCUCCCGCCAUCUUCGAGUUUGAGCGGAGCAGGGACCCGGCAGAGCAGGACCCCCGGGCUCUCCACCUGGAGAGGCUGAUGCACCUCGACAGCCUCCUGGAGCGCCCGGCAGCCUCCCGGGUGAGGAAGUCCCGCUCCUGGUGCCAGACGCCGCGGUCACUGCCAUCCUCAGCCACGCAUGCCUCCCUCACCGCCAGCUCCCCGCGCGCCGCCACGGUGCCAGCUCAGGAGUGACGUCCUGGACCCCCCCCGGCCCGUCCCUCGCAGCGAGGACUGUGCCCCGCUGCCGGCCGAGGGGGGGGCCCCAGGCGGCAGCAUCUCCACCGGUCCCAGUUCGUCUUUGUCUUCAGCUACUUUGUGUGCGCGUGUGUUUGUGCGAGACGCUCACGAACAGCCCUGGGGGCGAGGGGGAGCUGCCCCCUUCUGCCCCACCCACCCCCCCCCUGCCCCUCGCCUCCUUUUCCCCGAUCUGGAUCUGUCACUUUAUUUAUUUAACGUAUUUAUUUAUGGAGUGGUUGGUGCGCAGCAUCAGGAAGCGCGUUGGGACUGGAGGACAUCCAAGGCUGGCAGCGGGCACCACGCUGGCCGCUCCUCGGGUACGCUCAGCUCCUGGCAACACACCCCCCCCCCCCCCCUCCCCGGCCGCCGCCGCAGCCCCCACGCAGGGCUGGGGCACGGGGACACGGCUGGGGUGGGGUGGGCACGACCGGCGGGCACGUGCCCCUCUCCGGUGGCUGUGGCAGGAGGCGAGGCAGCCCCGGACUCUGGUGCUGCGCCCGCUUUGCUGGACCCCGGGGGAAUUCGGCCGCCUCUACAAGGAUUCGGAGGCUUCGUGGCGGCAGCGCCUUGCGCUGGGCGCGUUGGAGGCCCAGAGGGACUCUCCAGCCUCGUCGGCGCCGGUGGCGGCGGCAGCAUCUCACUGACUUCUGGGCGUGGGUGUCACCCCGGGAACGGCAGCUCCAUCCGCGGAGAGGGCUCGCAGAUCGACCAAACCCGGCCAGUCCCGGUGGUGCCGGGACUUUGUUCACCCGGGCCACGCUCUGGAGUUGGCUGGCCCUGUGCCUGGCGCCCAGCUUGCUCCCCUCCCUGACUAGGUGGGUGUUUGAGUCCUCACAGCGAGGAGAUGGAAAUGUCCAUCCCCUUCCACCCGCCCCUCCCAAAAGAGACACCCAGUCUGGGGAGCGGGGCUACCGAGGUGAACCUGGAGGUGAGCGUCACCAUCCCGGCAACCAAAGGCAAUGAAGAGAUGCAGGACAAGCUGGUGAUGCCCAGGGCAGUGAUGUCAACGUCGCUCUCCUCUGGGCUGGGUGGAGGUCACCUCGGAGCCGGGAGAAACUUCCUGGUGAUUGUGUAGGUCGUGGAGGGAUGGAUGUGAAACGGGCGAUGGGUAAGAGGGGACAAGGCAUCAGGUCACGGUGGCGAUCUGAAGCGCGUCCCAGGCAGCAGCACGCCUCGGUGCUCCUGAGCGAUUCAGCUUGCGGCAGCUCCCCGGGGGGACGGUGGGUCCCUGUUGAAGACCAUCCCUGGCAGGGCCAGGCCGGCAGCAGCUGUGGUUCCCCGGGGGUGGCUUCGGGGUGCGCGGCGGUGGGGCUGCUCCGUCGGCUCGACAAGGUGGUAGUGAAUGAGGGAGCGACCCCCGGGUUCGCGUGGGAGGACGGGGGUCUGCAGGGGGACGUGUGCUGAGGCCAGGCCCUGGGAAGGCAGAUCGCAGCGGGUGGCAGGUAGGGACUGUCUCCUGGCAUCUUUUGGCAACGAAGGGAAUUUCUUCCGCUGGAGGCCCGGGGCAGUGAUCGCCUCGGUGGCUCCUGCCCACAGGACCCGGGGUGAGGGAGGGAGAGGGAAGGAGGCAGGGGCACGGGGCAGAACCACCGGCAGUGGUCCCACCCGACAGGACCAGCCCACCGACGUGCUCCACACGGCUGGGCUGGGGCAUCCACGGACCUUCCCACCCACCUCCGGACACAGCCCCGGCUCUGCCACGGCGUGGCCUCUCCCCAUCCCCUGUAACACCGUCCUGCCUUGUGUUCGUGAUCGUCGCCCUCUGCCACCAUCUCCCCUCCCCUGCCUCUGCCCUCUAUCACCACCUGCCUCUCUGAAGUCUUUGUCCCCUUCGCCCCCACCCCAGCAGAUGCCUUGUAGGCGAUUUUGGAGGCUGUAGGCUGCUCCCAGGACUGAGCUCGCUCCCCGGGGAGCAGCAGCCAGGUCUGGUCUGCGCUCAGCCUGGGGAGGAGGGUGCAGGGGGACGGGUGUUUUAGGAGGGAGAGGGGGGUCCCUUCCACAGCUUGGGAUGAGGUCCUUCCAUCUGCAGGUACCGCCGACAGCCGAGGGGGGUGUGCACGCACAUCCCAGCUGGCUCUGGCCUCCCGGAACACAGUAGAUAGAUAAGAGACCCGGUUCCUUCUUCAGUUUUCAGGUUGGCAUCUGGGAGUGAGGGUCGGGAAGCGCAGACCUCGGAACGGGGAGGAGCUGCCUGCACCGUGGCCUGCAGGAAUACCUUCUCCUCCCUUGCUUUCUGAUUGCCUCAAGUUCACCUCCAAGCCGGCUCAGCAGCUCAUGGGGCCCUGAGGUGGUGAACCACCGACCGUCUCUUUUACCUCCCUGCUCGAGCCAGGGCACGGCAGACAAAGCCCAAGAGCUGGCCGGUGUCCUCUCAUUCCCCCCCCGGGGGCUCCCCCCAGGCCACGGAACGUGCUGAAGGGUGGAUGUUCUCCACGCUCGUCACCCAUGGCACGUCACCCAUGGCACGUGUUGGUCCUCACCCGUGUCAGGGCAAAAGGACAGGGCGGGAUCCGCGCGGAAGCCAGAGCAGGGGGCUCCGGGUGCGGGGGACGGGCUGAGCCGCUGCCGACACCCGAGCGAUGCUCGUGAUGCGGCCGUCACACGCGUGGGCCCGGCAGCACCCCCAGCCCCCCCGUGCACUCACCCGGGCUCCCCCCACCGCCGCCCCCGGCCUCCCGAGCACAAACCCGGCGCAAGGCUGCGGGCAGGCGCCGGGGGGGCCGGGCUGAGGCCGGAGCGAGCUCGUGGCAGCGAUGUGCCUCUGCCUCCUCGGGUGGCCCCGCAGCCUCUCCGCGCCGCUGCAGCACCUCCCGUGUAUAUUUGUAAUGUUCUUUGGUCUUUGUAUGUCGGUGCGUGUGUAUUUACAUACGAGUGUGUGUAGGUGUGUGUGGGUACGCGCGCGUGUAGCCAAGGGAUCUAUUUACCGUCAGUGUGAGGGACUGUACAGGGGGCAAAUCUCAGCGGGAGGGAAGGGGCUGGGAUGGGGCUUUUUUUUUUUUUUUUUUUUUUCCCCCCCCCCCGUUGUUGUUGUUUACUUGUUUGUUUAGUUAUUUUGUGUUUCAGGUUUGGACGGGUUUUUUCCGCGAGGGGGUGGGUUCGGGUCUGUUUCGGAUUGAUUGACAAGGUGAGGGCCUUGAUUAGGACCAAAUUUUCGUGCCUGUUGCUCUGGUGAUUUAUUUAGAAAUCAAAAGUUUACUGUAUGGUGGCCCAUCCUUGUCACGCUAUACAUAUGAAUAUACAGGACAUAUUAUAAAUAUAUAUAUAUAUUAUACAUACUGUAUGGAGAGAGGUCAUUAAUCUCACACCCCCUCUGGCUUUGGAUGGACACCUCUUCACUAUGCUGUAAUGUAGCUUUGACCCGGUGCUGGGAAUGACCAGAAAGCGCCAGCACCCCUCGAAAACUGGCACUGACACCAAUAAAGAGAUGAGCAUCAUCGCAAA